CUGUCCAUAUUAAGCAUCUGAUCAUUGCAGCCUCCAGUCAAAAUACCUUGCCGGUGGAGAUACAUUCAUAACCCCAAUUCUGACUAAUAAAUUGUAUAAUUUCAUGUUUUUCUCCGUGGUCACAUAUCUCAUUUCUCAUCAGAGAUCAGAUUCUCAUGAAUUUGAUCUCAUGGUUCAUCAGAUCAUCUCCCUCUCAGAUUUCAUCCAUGAUACAUAGCCUCUCCUCAGCCAUGACUCUCCUCUCUGCCAGCAUGAAGACCGUAAUCCUCUUCGCUGUGGCCUCCGUCGUCGCCGCCCGCAUGGCCUACCAGCUCCCAGAUGGGUUCCUGGAGAUCCUGGGCGGUGACCCCAAGCAAGUCUUCUCCUGUGAGAAUCGUCCCUAUGGCUACUACGCUGAUGUGGCCAACGACUGCAGGAUCUUCCACAUCUGCCAUCCUGAACUGGAUGAACUUACUGGCGGGAUUCUCCGGCAAGAUCAUUUCUCCUUCAUCUGCGGCAACCAGACCGUGUUUAGCCAGGAGUCCCUCACCUGCGCCCACUUGGAGGAGGCUUCGCCCUGCGACCAAGCCGAGUCUCUCUACGACAUUUCCAACGCUGAUUUUGGCAAGAUUCCGGAGCCGACCGACCAACCCGUCCUCUCAGAAUAACGUCGCUUUUCACUCGUAUGCGCGCUAUGGCCAAAAACUGACAUUAUGUGAAAUGAAAUCGGUUUCAUUUCAAAUGAAACUGUCCAUUUUGUCUCGUUUUCUGUUUGGGUCCUCCCAGCUUCGUCUGUUAGGUUAAGAGAGGACAAUUUCAAUUAACGUUUUUCACUACAUUUUGAAACUUUAGGAGAAUUUCCUACCCUCCUAACCUACCAGAGGACCUUUAACUUAUUGUUUUGAAAAAAAAAUCCAAAAUUCAUUUAAAUUUUUUCAUUUUCAAAUUACGUCAGUUUUCGGCCAUACGGGCAACCGGCUAAAUUCAGACGUAAUUUGUAAGAGGAGAGUUUGUUGAAGCUUGUAGAACAGUUGAGUGUGUGUUGCUGGUGCCCGUGUUGUUAGUCAUCCAAUAUAUUAAUAUGUGUUUAAAUGAUUUAUUAAAGUUUAUACAAUAAACUGUUUAAUUAAUGUGUUUUGUAGAAGUUAGGUUGAGUUGUUCCUUUGUGUUCUACAUGUGUAGCUUUCCUGUUUGUUCCACGUGGCGGUACACGAUAAACUCCUCGUGUUCUAAUGUGGAAAAAUAAAUCAAUGAAACUUUUUAACUCGGAAUAUCCAGCAUUGUUAAACACCGCAGGUUCACUGGUGAUAUUAUUUUGUGUGCAAUAUAUAUUGUGUCACUCCUCUGCUGGGCAGACAGUGAACCUGCGCACACGUGCAGGCACCCUGCAGGCGCAGGCAGGCACCCUGCAGGCGCAGGCUGGCACCCUUGAGACGCAGGCUGGCACCCUUUAGAAGCAGGCUGGGCCUGCUCACCUACACCUCUUGCUUUAAUAUUUCUGUACAUGUCCCACAUCAUUAAAAAAUGAACCCUC
Procambarus clarkii (red swamp crayfish) is the source of this 1513-nucleotide messenger RNA. Its product is annotated as U-scoloptoxin(01)-Cw1a-like. The record is from RefSeq and is a predicted model, not a curated record. NCBI's taxonomy places the organism in Eukaryota, Metazoa, Arthropoda, Malacostraca, Decapoda, Cambaridae. Gene Ontology annotation, molecular function: chitin binding. Gene Ontology annotation, cellular component: extracellular region.